Messenger RNA from Salpingoeca rosetta, 3510 nucleotides. RefSeq lists its product as uncharacterized. The record is from RefSeq and is a predicted model, not a curated record. Lineage: Eukaryota; Choanoflagellata; Craspedida; Salpingoecidae. The coding region runs from base 41 to 3313 and encodes 1090 amino acids. The transcript has 12 exons.
AUUUCAGCAACCGCGGAAGCUGCUGCACACAGGCGAGAGGAUGUGCGAGCGAGAUGGUGGUGCAGAUGAAGAUGAGUUGCCACCACUGUAUGAGCGCUUGCUCGUGCAGCGAGGUGCCAUUGCCUCUCUCAAAUGCAGCACAGUGGCCGACAUCGAACUGCCCAGGCACACGAUGCGGUCUGUGAUCACGGUUGGGUGGACCGAGGGCAAGUGGCACAGCGAGUUCUGCUUUCGCGUGCACGUGCUGUGGGAGGUGAUGCCGCGCUUCACGCGCGAAUUCACCGGUGGGCCGGGCCCCGCUGGCCUCGGUGACUUCGCGCUCGCCAGUCACGUAUUUGACGCGUUGGGCGUGCGCGAUGGAGCAUCAGACACGGAGGCGGAAGAAGACUUCACAGACACAGACGAAAGCAGCGAGUAUGCACGGGACAUUGAGAACGAUGAAGAGGAUAGCAUGGGCCAGCUUGACUUGGAUCAGCCCGCCAUUCCCGAAGACGAGCGAUGGAUGCCAGUUCAAUACAGGGAAUCAAGAGGUGCAGCCGUGCAGAACGCAGAGGCCCCCCUUCGAUACAAGCUACCCCCAAUUGAUGCUGAUGUGCAGACGUGGACGACGGUCGGUGUUGUUGCCGGAUCGCUGCAGAAUGCAUGGGGCGACCACUUUAUCUACCUUGCACAUCUCAUCAGCUCGGGGACGCAGCACGUGUUGAAGGUGCACGGCACGAAGAUGUCUGUGGAGGCGGCGAUAGCUGAGCGGCACCGAGAAACGCUGGAAGAUAUAAACGAGGCGCUGCUGAUGGACAGCAACGUGGAAGCGGAGAUGCAGAAGCUAAAGCAGGAGUUUGAGGAGGGCAACUUGUCAUGCGAGACGUUUGUGUCCAUUCUCUCCACGGGCACAGAUGCGCUGGAGGUGGAGUUUGCCCCGACCAUGAUGACUGCGCGAAGGAUCAAGACGAACGCUGCGGUGGUCUGUAUUGAGAGCGUCAACACGCACGGGGCGACAUUUCUGCUCUUCGCAUCAGACAAACACGUGGAGCUGUCACGACCAGCGCGCACAACCGCACACGACAUGCUGCGGGCAACGGUGAAGCAGGCCGUGUUCGUGCUGCGGCAUGUGCUGAGGGACAGGGAAGCAAAGGCAGAGAAGCAGCGCACACUCAGCAUGCUGUACAGCGCCCAUGCUGGUGGUCGUGGUCGUGGUGGCGGUGAUGACGAUGAUAAUGGUGACGUGUUGGAGAGUGAAGGGGAGGAGGAGAGUGGGAACGGCGUCGACGAGAACACGCGAUCGGUUGUAGCCCGGCUUGGCAUGGGCAUCCAGACACUCCCGCACACGCGCGCAGGCGACAGCGACGUGAGCGGCGGCGAGACCGGCAGCGGGGACGAGGACGAAACGGAGUGGGACGACAGCGAGGCGCCCCCGUCCAUGGACGAAUACGGAAGCAGUCUCGCCGUGUCUCGAGAGACCACAGCUGAAUACGACGACGACGACGACGAUGAUGAUGAUGACGACGACGCUGGUGGCAGUGAUGGUGGUGGUGAUGAUGAUUGCAGUGGUGGUGGUGGCAGUGAUGAUCGCAGUGGUGGUGGUGGUCAUCGUCGUCGUGGCAGCGGCGUGCGUAUCAGCAGCAGGCGUCACUCGAGCAAGACAACCAUCGCUGCUGAUGGCGAUGAUGAUGAUGAUGUCGAUGGCGGUGGUGAUGAUGAUGACUACCUGGUGCCCAUCGUGUGGACAACGCGAACGGGCGGCGACGACGACGAUGAUGACGAUGAUGACGAUGACGAUGAUGAUUUUGAGAUUGUCAUCGAAGAGAUUGGCAGUGAUGAUGCUGGUGGUGGUGGUGGUAACAGCAACGGCAGGAGCGAUGACGACGACAGCUGGCUCAGCGGUAGUGACGGUGGCGAUGCUGGUGCUGAGCUUGAUUUGGCAAAUGAGACGUUUGUACUCGGUGACGAUCAAGAUGACAGCGAAGAAAGCGACGAUGACGAUGAUGACGAUGAUGAUGGUAUUGUGUUUGCAGAGGACCCCGAGGAGCGCCGGCUCAACGAGAUGACAGACAUCGACUUUGGUCACAAACCAACAGACAUACCGACCAUGGGGGCGCUGUGCAUUGAUCAAGUGCUGCACUCCAUUCGGUUCCGCGAAGAAGACGAAGAUGAAGACAUGUUUGGCUUUGACUUCAGCAGGGGGAACAGCCAACUGCCAUUCGAUGAUGACGAUGACUAUGAUGAUGAUGAACGCUUUGACGGUGAUAGUUGCGGCCUUCGCUACAGCAGCAUUGGAGGUGGUGACAUGCAGCAUGGUCGUGGUGACAGCGACGGCGGUGAAGAGAAGGUGCAGCUGGCUCGGUUGAUGGGCACUUUUGCCGGCAAAGCAUAUCUGCUCUUCCCAGGCACACGCUUCGAGUUCCAGUCCGCGUCCCCUGUCCACCUCGUUGCGUUUGUGCACCCCGACGCGCGUGUGCACCGUGCAGUGAUGCGAUGGACAGAUGGAGUGCUCGCGGUGCAGCGGAGUGCAAGCUACCACCAGCCGCACACGGGCAGUGACAGCAGCGACGUUGCCGCUGAUGAUGGCGGUGGCGGUGGCGGCGAUGGCUUUGGUGCGACCGGACUGAGUGCCGGGAGUGGUGUCGCUGGCGACGAUGACGACUGGCGGGUGCAAUCGACGAAGCGACCGUGGCUCCCCGCGCCGCUGACCACCAUCACAGACGACAUUGUUAUCAUCCUCUCAACCAUGAUGGGCCCAACCAUGGUGUUCAGGGAGCCGUUUGAGCACGGGUUUGAUCACGGAUAUCCGCUGGCCCACAGCAACGACUGCGACACUGUCACGUGCUAUCUCAUGGCAGACCUUUUCCUGACGGGCGCGACCACGAUUGCACUCGGAACAUUCUCUGGCUGGGUCCUCAUCUACGCCUUUGAUGGCACCAUGUAUCAGCUCGUGUCGCGGCUGAAGGUUCCCGGACCUGUGCAGUCGAUGUGCCAAGCACACAUCAUCAACACCGUCGUGCCAGACAUUCUCGUGCACACCCCCACGACAACACACAUCUUCCAGCUGCAACAGGACCUGCUGCUUGCGGCCAUUGAGGAGUUGGUUGCUGUCGAUGGCAGCGGGAGCGACCACCACGCCGUGGACGGUCAUCAUGGCGGUGGUGAUGACGAUCAUGAUGAUGAUCAUGAUGAUGGUGGUGAUGGUGGUGGUGAUGGUGGUGGUGAUGGUGACUUCAUGGAUAGCCCUGACGACCAGAGUGCCCGAUGUGAGGACAGCGUCGAUGAAGACGGAGAGGAGCAGGAGACUGGCGGGGAUGGUGAUGGAGAACGAUGAACACACUGACUGUGGAAUUUCAUCAACUGUAAUGGACAUAUCUGCGCUGGUGCUAAUGAUCGUAUUGUAAAGAAAUCGUGGUUAACUUUAUAUGACUGACAUUGUUGGCAACUCUGUAUUGGUUGGUGUGGAUGUGACGACGUGACGAGUGCAAUGGUGCUGCUGUGUGCGUCGGCAGAGACUUAAACAGACGCAGC